AUCGUUUUGAAUUGCUCAUGGAGAGAGUCAAGAUGACAAAAGAUCAGUUGCUGUUUUUAUCCGCGGGUGGUCUGUUUCGCUCGCAACAGAUUCAGAGCCAUCCCGAGCGAAGAGAGAUCUCGUUUCAUAAUGGAAAACAGAAGAGGUAAAGAGAACUUCUUGUUAGAAAUUGAAAAUCUGGAGCUUAAAGCAGCUAUAGAAGGAAAGGAGAGCAUUAUUCGCCAACUACAAGACGAAGUAAAAAUUGUGCGGGAAUCAAAAGAGACACGAAUGGUGACCACUGAGCGAGUUUACCGUGAAAAUGAGGUUCAAGAACUUCACAGCGCGGUACAGAGUAAGGAAAUCGCUGUUAAACAACUUCGGGAAGAAUUGACGGACGCUCAUCAUAACAUCGAACAGGUGUAUCAACAAUACGCACGCGCGAGAGGGGAACUAGAAGCGAAGGACGCCACGAUCAGCAGGUUGCAUCAAGAAAAUGACAGAUUGCAAGAAACACUGGAGACAACCCAAAAUGAACGUCUGCAAACGCUGGAUAAACUCAGCGGAGUGCAAGCGGAACUCUCCGCGCUGCGAGUGGAUAAAAAUUGGUUAGAAAGUCAGUUAAAGUUUCAGCAACAAACUUCAUCGUCGAAAACUUCACGAAGUUCUGUUGGCGGAACGACAACUUUCAAGGGUAGGGAAGAAUUAGUCUUUACAAUGGAGAGUGUUUCGAAAGACCGACAGACUUUACAAGAGUUAAUCAAUACGGCUUCGCAUUAUGAGGAAAUUAUACGUAGCCUGGAUAGUGGCAGACGAACUGAGGGAGUUAGCCCACGUGAAUCGUAUCGAUUUUCUUCCUCCGCUUCUUUAAGCCCACGACGAGGCGAAGGUUCGAACAUUGACGAGAAUUAUGUGAUGGAGCUCGGCAGCAAAAUGUCUGAAGUUGAAGAACGGUUACAAAAAGCUGUCGUAUCGCAAAAGUACCAGCUGCAGGCUGACAGGGAACAAUUAAUUCAAGAAUUUAAGAAUAUGCAAACCCAGCUUUUGCAACAUCAAAGACACCAUGAAAUGCAAAAGAGUGAAAUUUCAUCGAAGGAGACGCUUGUACAGAGGCUUAAAGCUGCAAAAGCCACUUUAGAGACCGAGGUGGAAACACUCAAAAGCGAUCUGGCAGCUUGCCGAGCAGAGAGCGACAAGUAUUUACAAGAACAGAGAAAAUUUCGGCAAGAUUUGACAUCUUCGAGAAGUAAAAUCUCCAAACUUGAAGCAGAGUUGGAGAACGAGAGACGGGAAAGAGAGAUGGAAAAGCAAAGAUCUCAAGAAUUGAGCUCACACAGUCAUACAGAGAGAGAAGAGUUAUCCAAACUAAAAGUUCAGUUUCGAGAGCAGUACCUGCUGAACGAGAACCACAUGAGAGAGAUCGCUGCCAAAGAUAAUCUGGUCCGGCAGCUGCGAGAGAAACUGGAAGCUAGCGCGGUUGAGUUCGAUAAGUUGAAGUCAACGCGCACUGCUACACAAGUUUCACAAACGGAAGUUGGACGAGACAGGGAAAUUUUGCAAGAGAAACUUCUCGCCACGGAACGAAGGUUUGCCGAGUUGGAAAUUUCCUACGAAGAUUGCCGACAAAAGAACGAGAGAUUACAUCGUGAAAUGCAGGAAUACAAACAGAAGCAUUUCAGAGUCGAUAUUGUGGAUGAUUCACUUGAACAAAAGAAAUUGGACCUUGAAAAUGAACUUGUAAUUGCGCGCAAGAAGUUGUCGAAGCUCGAAAAUGCAUAUGAAAGUUGUCAAAAGGAGAAGCUACAGCUUCAGCAAGAGUUAAUACCGGCAAAUACUAAAAUGACACAGCUGAAAAACUCCUUUGAGAACUGUCAACAACAGAAGGCCCAAUUACAACAGGAAGUCCUUUCCUCGCAUAAGCGGCUUGGCGAGUUUGAAGCUAAAACGGAGCGAUAUAAACAGGAGAAGGUGGAAAUUCAGCGCGAUGUGAAAGCUUUAGAAAACCGAUUCAACAAAGUUGAGCAGCAACUUCAACGGACUCAGAGCGAAAAGCAAAGCCUGGUGGAGAAAUUAGAAGAAGCCAAUAGACGGCUGGUGAAUGUUUCGGAUGAUGGUAAGAAAAGGGUUAACCAGUGGUACGACCAGCAGAAGAAGUUUGAUGAUCUUAGUACAGAAGUGCAGAAGAAAGACAAGACAAUGCACCAGCUUAGAGACGAAAAGGAACUACUGGAAGCUGAAAUUCAGAGAUUCAAGCAAGAUUUUGAGACGUUGAAUAAGGAGCUCGCAGCCUGUCAGCGGGAAAAAGGGAACUUGCAGAAUGAUUUGGCGAUAGAAAGACAGCGAAACGCCGAGUUCGAGAAAGAUUGCGAACGUCUUAAACAAGAACGAGAGAAGCUUCAACACGAGUUGAAUUCUAUGAAAGAAAACAACGCACAGUGGAAAGAUAUGUGUGAAAAGAUUCAAAACGACAAGGAAAGAUUACAAGAGGAAGUGUUGGCGGCUCAAAGGAACAUUUCGAGGUACGAGUCGAGCCGUGAUAGCGAGAAACGAACCUCACAACAGGACACCAUGGUAUUGAAGACCAAGAUAAGCGGACUUGAAAGUGAAAUUCAGGAGCUGAGAAGGAAUGAAGAAAGCUUUAAAACUAAGACAAUGGAGCUUCAGAGGUGUAAAGUAGAAUUUAGCAAAUUAGAGAGAGAGCUUGAAGACGGCGCGAGGAAGUUCGAGCGCGUCACCAGAGAGAGUGAAACGAAGGAGAGUCUUGUGCAGCAGUUGAAAAGGGAGAACACUGCGCUUAAAAAAGAGCUGGACUCAGUGCUUGAAGAAUCUGGUGAUCAUUCCACAAGUUAUGUUCCCGACACAAAAAGUUUUGAAGUUGAGUUGGAAUUACUUCAAAAUCAACUCGCGGACACAAAUGCGCAUGCGAGAGAGCUCGAGGAGGACUGUGAUUCGUGGAGACAAAAAAACCUGCAGCUCCAAAAAGAGAUAGUUUCCCUCGAUGCGAAGAACUCCGAGUUGGAAAGAGCAUGCGGAAGAUUACAAGAACAAGAAAGAAGACUACAUCAUGAGCUUGAAGGUUGUAGAGGUACUAUUAACAAGCUUGAAAAAGAGAUAGUGUUUCAUCAGGAAAAUAAGAGCAAAAUAGAGAGCGCUUUUGAGAAUUCAGAACUGAGAAAAGACGAGUUGUCAAGAGAAAUAAUCGAGGCACGAAAGAAGCUCUCGGAGCUUGAAAAGCUCUACGAUGCUUCAAAGAAUGAGGGUGAAUCAACCAGAGAAAAGGAUCGGGCAAAGAUUGCAAAGCUUGAGACCCAAGUAGAAAAUAUGUCAAAGCAAAAACAGCAAAUGCAGCAAUUACUAGAGGAGACCAGAGAUGCAGCUCGAAGAUACCAAGAUGAACUGCACAAGGCACAGACUAGACUGCAAGAGUUGAAGAGGGACUCUGAAGUAUACCACAAGGAUAUUCACUCUAAGGAAACACAAAACAAAAAGAUUCGAGUGGAAAAAGAAACUAUUGAGAGGGAACUUGAGAGCGUCCAGGUUCAACUGGUCAACACUACCUCUAGUGUGGAGGCGUUUGAUAUGGAGAGAUACGAAAUAAUGCAAGAGAUGCGCUUGGCCAAAGACAAGGUCCAGGAGUGGGAAAAUGCAUACAAGAUGCUGCAACAAGAACACGAGAGUCUAGAGAAGGAACUAAGGAAUGCUCAGAAGAUGGUGAAUGAGGUGGAAAACGAGUUCAAUAAAAGCCAAAAAGAUCGACAAAAUGAAAUCCGUACCAAUCAUUUGAAGGUCAGCAAGUUUGAGUCACAAGUGCAGGUGGUUCUGAAACAACGAGACUCUCUGAAGGAACAGCUCGAGGAAGUUCGCGACGAGUUGAAGAAAACCAAAGACGAUUACACACAUCUGCAGAAAGAAUUCAUCCAGCAUCAGCAGAGAUGUGAUGCGUAUCGAAAGGAGCUCUUAGCAAAGAGUCAUCAGAUUGAUAAGGUAGAAGGCGAGAAAAACUAUUUGAUGAAGAAGAUGGAACAGAUGAAACUUGAACUGGGACAUAACGAAGUGACAGGCCAGGCUGUGAAGCAAAAGAGAAACAUAUUAGAAGACGAUCUGCAGUCAGCUUGAGAUAGGAUAACAGAGCUUGAAAAUAAUUUGGGCUCACUUCGAUCAGAGAAUGAUGAGAUUCAGAAAGACCUUUACCGUGUGACCAACAAGCUGACGACUGUAGAGGACUCUUACGCCAGGGCUCAAGAAAAAGUGAAGGAUCUUGAGAUACAGUUGGAUGCUGCUCGUAAGGUCAUUAGCGAUCUAGAAGAAGAGCUAUCUAUUAUCAAGCACAAAGCUUCCCAGCUUGAAGCAGAUCACGGGUACAAAUUUGGCCAAAUCGACGAUCUGGAGGAAAAACUAGAUGCAGCUCACAGGAGUUUGUCUGAGAUCGAGUCAGCGUAUGAAUUCAGCGAGCGUGAGAAAGAAGAUCUUAAACAACAACUUACACACGCAGAGAGGAAAGUAUCAGAGAUGAGGCAGACAAUUCAGAGAAAUGAAGAAGAAAAUGAUGAUUUGGAAAGACAACUGGAUAGCACUCGACAUCGAACAACGAAGCUCGAAGGUCAACUAAAUCAGGCCCAGAGGCAGAAGACGCAGUACAAAGAACAGUUAGAGGACGUUAGGGCAAAGCUGUUGAAAUGCAAGGAUGAACUAGGAACGAUACAAAGUCACCUUUACGACUGUCAACGAAGUUUAGAUGCAUUACGGAAAGAUGCUUCCGGAAAGGACAACACCAUAACAGAAUUACGAGGAAAGUGCUUUUCGCUUGAGAUGACGCUUGGACAGACGAGUGAGACGCUAGAAAAAUAUCAAACAGAGAACGAUUUACUUCUACAAAACAAGCAAGAUCUCCAAGUAGAACUUCUGCAAAACCAAGAAAAGUUCCAAGAACUUGAAUGCAUGUACAAGCUGUGUGAACACGAAAAGCAAAGACUAGAGGAAGAAAUUCACUCGUUUUACAAAAGACUCGCUGAACUUCAAGGAUCCUAUCAAACGUGUGAACACGACAAAAUGGACUCACAACGUCAAGUCAUGGUUCUGGAGCAGAAAGUGAACAAGCUAGAGGCUGCUUUAGAACAGACUCAAAGGGAGAAAGCUUCCCUAGAAUAUCACUCCGGAGAUUUAAAUGUGUCAAACAAGAAGGCCGUCGAAGAAUUGUCUGUUGUCAAAGUCCGAUUGGAGGAAAAUCAGAAAUCAGUUAGCGAGUAUUCAAACCAAUUGUUCGAGAAGGAAAGAGUUGUCGAGGAUUGCAAAGUGAAGAUAACUACACUAAUAUCUGAAAAUGAAUACUUAAACUUGGAAUUGACAAAGAAGAAGGAGCAAGUAUGGCAGCUAGAAAAUGAUCGACGAAAGCUACAAGAGAAGUGGAGAGAAACCAGUGAUGAAGUUAUCAGGAUGAAGCCAUUGUGGGAGACUGCACAGCGUAAAAAAGAUCAACUUGAAUCAGAACUGCAAGCAAACCGAAAGAAGGUUGCAAUGUUGGAAUCUGACUUAAAGAAAAACGAGGAGAGGGGGAAUCAGACUGAAAAAGAACUGACUAUAUGCAAGAGUAAAUUAUCAGACCUCGAAACAGAGUUAAACUCUAUGCGAAAAAAGGUUUCCGCGAUGGAGUCGCAUUACGAAGAGGCAAGAAAAGAACUGGAAGAGGUGCGAGAAGAGCUAAGAGCGGCGCAAGAGAAGAACACGAGUUAUUCUAUUCAGCUUGAUACAGUUCAAGGCGAGGAGUUAGAUCUCCGGCAACAAGUUGCGGCUCUGGAGAAGAAUAUAGAAGAACACGACGAAGAAAUCUCAAGUCUUCGUCAGAAGAAGGAGGCUUCAGAAGAGGAGGUUUUUGCACUACGGAACAGAGUGACACAACUGGAAUCAACGAUUCGUGCACUGGAGUCACAGAAGCAGAACUUGAAAGAGCAACUCACCGAUUCGAGGGACAAAACCGUGGAACUUAAAGAAGAAAAUGUUAAGGUUGCAAGCCAGUUGAGAGAGCAACAAGGCUUGGCGCUGUCCUUGAAAAAGGCUCUUGCAAAGAAAGAGAAAACUAUCGAGGAAUUGAACGGAAGAAUCUCUGGACUUGUAACAGAGCUGGAAACACUCCGUCAAGAAGGAAUGACGAUAAAAGUAUCCUGCGAGACUCUUCAAGGGGCACAAGAGGACCUUAGUGUAAAACUGAUGGAAUACGAAAGCAAAGAUGAAAAGACUCAGAGCGAAAUGAAAGAGCUUCGUGAUUUACGGGAAGAGCUAGAGCGGGAAUUGAACGUUGCUGUACAAAAGAGCUUAGAACAGUAAAGCCAGUUGAAGAGUUUGCUGCGUGAGAAUGAGAGAAUGAAAUCGAAUCUUGACGAAACUGUCAGGAAGCUUGCCAAACAGUCUGAAGAUGGUUCUAGAGCGCAGAAGGAUGUACAAGAAUGUCAGAUAGUCAUCGAACUAUUAACAGCUGAAAACAAAGCCAUGGACUCUCAAAUCGAGGAGCUAAGAGCUGUGAAAGUGGCUUUGGAAAGCGAAUUGGCAAACAUUCGCUUGGAAUGUGAAGAAGAUAAAUCAAAGAACGAAACCAACGAGAAGAACAUCAGAGAGGCUGAUGAUGAACUCAAGCAGUGCAAAAAUGAAAUUUCACGACUAGAGGACUGGAUAUCUGACUUAGAGAAGGAGAGGAAUACCUUACAAAAAGACUUGCAGAUCUCUAAUUCUAGAUGUCUGGACUUCGAAGGUUUGAUUGUGAAGUCUUCUCAGGUCGAAAGCGACCUGAGACACGAAUUACAAAGCUACAAUAAUAAGAUAAUUGCUUUGGAAUCGGAAUGCAAGAUGUCAAAGAAUCAAAGAAAUGAAAAUAAUCGUGAGAACGAAUUGCUGGGAAAAAAGUAUCGAGAUCUUGAUGAAGUCUUCAAGAAAAGCGAUCGAGAAAGAAAAGAAGUGAGACAAGAGUUGAUUAAAACACAAAGCAAAUUGCAAGACCUGGAAUACAAGUACGAGUAUGAGUGCAGUGAACGAGGCUCACUGGUAAAGCAGCUGGAAGAUACAAAUGGUCAUCUAUCUGCAGCUCUCGACAAAACUCUCAAUCUGGAGCAGAAAGUCGCAGAACAGACAAUUCUUUUAGAUGUGGCCAACAAGGAAGUCGAUGAGAAGGACGAGGUUAUUCGUCAGCUGAAGGGCAGCAAGACGUUUUUGGAAGGGCAGAGAGAUAGCUUAAAGCAAACUGUGGCGUCUGGAAAGGAAGAAUCUGAACGUCUACAACAAGAGAUUACUCGUUUCCAACGCGAAAGCCUUCAGCUACAUAAGAGGACCGCUGAACUGGAAUCAAAUCUUUCAAAAGUAGUCGCAGAAAAAGAACGAGCUCGAGACGAAGCAAAUAGAUUCAAAGACGAUUUAUUUUCUCUUAAGAGUCAACUGGAUGAGUCACAAGGGGAGAAAGAAGAUCUUGAGCACCAACUCGAGGAGUACAAACAAAGCGCUUUUAACUACAAGAAUGACGUGUUGACAUUACAGAGGCAAGUUACGGAGCUAACUGGUCAGCGUGACGUGCUUAAGGAGACAUUGGACGCAAAGGAAGGAUCCAUGGGGCAGUUACGAGAGUCUAAGAGAAUGUAUGAAGAAGAAAUUGAACGAUCGCAGAAUGUUCUAAGGGAAAAGGAAAAGGAGAACGAUUUGUUGACGACGAAGAAGAAGGAGUUGGAAUCUAGUCUGAGCUCUGUGGUGCAACAGUUAGCAGAAGCAGAAAGCACAAUGAAGGUAAACCAAGAAACUAUCCAAAGAUUAGAAGAAAAAGUGGAUUCUCUGAGAGGUAAACUGGAAGAUGGGGAAAGAAAGAUGACAGAACUGAAAGAGAAGGAAAAUGAAGUUCAGCGAAAUAAUAUUGUUUUGAAGUCACAGAUAUCAAGUUUAGAAUCUAGUUACCAGGCCUGUCAAGAGGAUCGUAGCGACCUGGAGGGAGAAAUCCAGUCUCUUCGGGAUGAACUGGAGACAACACGAAAAUCACAUGACGAAGAUCAUGAAGAACUCGACAAAUUACGAUCCGAAGCUCAGACGAGUAGAAAUAAAGUGUUUACUUUGGAAACACAAAUACAACGAAUUGAAAGAAUCAAUGACAGUCUGGAACAGCAGGUUGAUACGUUCGCACCAGUGGGUAGUGACACUAACAGUGAGCUGAUACGUCUCCAAAGAAGAGUCCAAGAACAAAACAUUCUUCUCGAGUCUCGCAAAAGAGACUGUGCAAGCAAGGAGAAAACUAUCGAAAUGUUCAAGGCGGAAAACACGACCCUGAAAGUGGAUGUCAAGAGUCUACAAGAGGAAAAUACCGGUAUCAGGACAAGUAUGGAAAUGCUUCAACAUAGAAAGGAUGCUGCGGAUAAGGAACUAUUCGAUGCUUUGAAGAAAGGUUCAGAGUACGAGCUUCGCCUUGACACAGCACAGGAAGAGAAUGAUGAGUUGAACAGAGAGCUGGUGGAAAGGCAAGAGAAAGUCUCCAGUGUGCAGGAAGAAUUGUACCGAGCUCUUAAAGAUCUGGCGAACGUAAGACAUGAACUGGAAGAUGCGCAAACUCGAGCCACGAAAAGUAAGGAUGUAGUCGGUGAUUUGCAGCAGCGCCUUGAAGAGAAAGAAGCAGGUUUUGAGACGUACAAAAGCACUUCCGAGGAGAAGGAUAACAAGAUUGAUUCGUUAAAAUUGGAGGUCAACACACUAGAACAAGAGCUAAAAUCCUUGACAGAGGAAUUGUCUAACGAGAAAGGAAAACACCAGCAUACUCAAGAGAAAAUAGCUAAAUUGCAGACCGAGUUAGAAGCUCAAGAAGCAACUGCGGCCAACUUGGAGGACACUGCUGCGCGUCUUCGAAAGGAAAAAGAUGACUUGAGGAAGGAGACUUUAUCGAAUCAAGCUCUUGUUGCUGAUCUUACGGAGCGACACCAAGCCUUACAGAGAGAACAUGAGGGCCAAGAACACGAUAUUAUGUCACUGCAGCAAAAGCUGACUUAUAUAGAAGUAAGAUACAAGAGCAUAUCUGAAGAUAAAGACAAACUCAAGGAAGAGUACUAUGCGCUCAAACGAGAUACAUCUGAGAUGAAAAUUGCACUGGAUGGUGCUCAGCGAGAAAAAGGCAAACUUGAAGGCGAAUUGACAGUUGUUAAGCAACAGAGCAUAGACCUGCAGAGUAGAGUAACUGUAAUUCUUCAAGAAAAAGACAAAUCAUCCGAAGAAGUCUCAUCAAUGAACACUUCUCUGACGACAUUACAAGCCGACUACAACACGAUUUUAUCUCAAAAAGAAGAAAAAGACAAGGAAAUAAUUGAGCUCCGUGAGAAAUUAUCUAAGAAUGUGCUUGAGCACGGUGACUGGGAAAAAACAAAGGCUGCUUUACAAGGAGAAGUCCACUCACUACAGAGAAAGGUAGACGAACUGGAACACACCGUAGCAUAUUUAGAACAAAAGGACAAACAGCUUCAAGAAGAGUUCAUUGAUUCUCACAAAAAGAUAACAGCAUUCGAUCAAGAACUGAUUGUGGCUAAGAACAAAAUUAAAAGAAUGGAGGCCUUUGAGGGUGUGGAGAAGGAGAAGAUGAAAGUCCUCAGCGAUGAUCUUUUCAAUGCGGAGCAGAAAGUUGCACAACUUGAAACUGCUUUGACAUCAAGUCGAGAGAAAGAGUCACAGCAACAGAACGACCUCAUGACUGCUUACAAGAAAGUAACUGACUUUGAGGUCGCUUACCAGACAAGUCAGUCAGCGAAGAACCAACUCCAGCAGGAUAUCACCAUGUACAAGAAUAAAUUAACAACAAGUGAUCGUAAAUUACAGAGCGAGAUCAAGAACAGAACACAACUUGAAAGCCAACUUCAAGAAGCAAAACUCAGGAUUGAAAAUCUUAAGACGGAGGCGAACAGACAUCAAAGAAAACUAACCCAACAGCAACAGGAAUAUGAAAUCACACAGAACGAUACUGAAAGUAAAACCAAGAUUAUUGAAAAUCUUCAAUCGUCCAAGAAGAGCCUCGAAAAUGAAAUCCACGAUCUUCGACGAGAUCUUACAAGUUUAAAACUGACCUCGGAAAAACUCAGCCACGAAAACAAAGAGUUACAGAAUCAAUUGGAAGUCAGUCAAGAGCGCCUGGUAGAUGUGGAGUCUGCCGCUGAGUCGAGCACCAUCGAGAACGACAGACUCAAAACGGAGAUACUGUACUUGGAAACGUCUUAUCAGGAAACCCAGCUGAUAUGCCAGAUGCUACAGAAAGAAAAAGAAGGUCUAAAUUCUCAACUCCUCGAGGCUGCUGCCCCAGAUUUGGUGGAUUUUGGAUCUACAGACGACUCUUUGAAGAAAGAGAAGGAGGAUCUAGAAAGCCAGCUCUCUAAAGUUAAAAAAGAAUUGCACUCAUUGAAAACUGCUCAUGACGACAUACUGACAACGAAAACUAAGGCGGUGGAACAACUGAAUGAAGUGAGGAAAGAACUUACUGAUUUACAAUCGAGUUAUCAAACGGUUCGGUUGGAUAAUAACAGAAACGUUCUAGAGCUUGAAAAUGCCAAAAAGCGACUAAGCGAUUUGGAGGCGUCUUAUUAAGAAGUAAAACGAGCUAAGGAGACAUUGCAAGAGAACUCUACUGACACAGAGAGGAAGCUAGUCUCGCUGGAGGCAAGUUAUGAAUUGUGUGAGAGCCAGAAAAACGACGCUACCAGAGAAUUGUCAAACAUGGAAAAGAAGCUUGCCCUGUUGGAAUGCUCGUAUAACAGGAUUCGCGAAAGGGAGACAGAGCUAGAGCAAGAAAUUCUUGACUCGCACAAGAGGGUUACAGAAUUAGAUUAUGAACUGCAAACGAAGAAGGAGCUUCUGGGAGAGGCGCAAAACGUUGUGCGAGACAUAGAAGAAAGGAAUGAUGUCCUGCAAGUAGAAGUCCUUGACUCUCAAGGGAAGAUCAAUGAGUUGGAAGCGACUUGUGAAAUGUGGAAAGAAAAGGCAAAUAGCUGGGAAGAAGAGGCCAAAAAGGCAGAACGUAGAAGUAAGAAUGCAGAAGAAGUUUACAAAUUCGGGCAACUUGAGAAGACGGAACAAGAGAAGGAGCUCACCACUUUGAAAGACACCAUCUCAACUUUGGAGCGAGAAGUUAAGGAAAGCAACAGAGAGAAAGAGGAAUUACUAUCACAACUGGAUGAUUUAAGGAACACUAGUUUCAAUGAGCGAGACGACGUGAACAACCUAAAGACAGAAAUAAAUGAGUUACAAAGGAAAAUCUCGGACAGUAGCCGAGAGUUUGACGAACAAUCGAUUGCUUUAGCGGAAUCUAAGAGGCAACAAGUACUCCUUGAAGACGAACUUGACAGGCUUAAGAGAGAUUUAUUGAACAAAGAAAGAUCUAACGAGGAUUAUGCAAGAGAAAACAACAGGAUGGAACAUGAGCUGGAGGUGCUCAAGGAUGAACUAGGAGAAAAGGACAGGCGAUUGAAAUCUUGUGAAGAAGAAAAGGAAAACGUCCGUAAUGAGAUGAUUACAGCGCACAAUUUGGUAUGUACACUGCAAGAUGACGAUCGAGCGAGUGAAGUGCAAACGCUCGUGCUACAGCAAGAACUGGAGUUUUUGAGGAAGAAAGUUGCCGAUGCGGAGCGGGAAGUACAAACUUUCAAGACAAAGAAUGACGCAUUGAGGCAAGAUAUUGUCGAUGGGAGCUUUUCGAGCAGCACAGAUCGAGAAGCCAGUCAACAAGAAAUCCAAAGACUGAGGAAUGAGCUCCAAAUCAACACUGAUAAAUACCGUGAGCUCGAAAGGUUUUGCAAAGAAAGCGAAGACGAGAAACUCAGCCUUCAAAGAGAGCUGUUGGAUACCCACAAGAAAGCAUCAGAAAUGGUGAUGGCACAUCAAUAUUGCCACCAAGAGAAAGAAGCAUUCCAGGAUGAAAUAGCCAAUCUAAAGAGAAGACUACAGGAACAAGGAGAUGCAACAGAUGGUACCAAAGACAGAUCAAUAAUUCUUCAAGAUGAACUUUUGGAUUUACACCGAAAACUCUCUACCGCGGAAAGUAUGUACGACCGUUCUCAGAACGACAACAAAAGACUUCGGUCAGAUUUGGAAGAUGCAGAGAACAAAAUUAGUACUCUUGAAAAUGAGCUCUUUCUAGUCUCGCGUCAUGAGAUUACACAACUUAGUGAUGCCACUGUCGGCAUUGAGGAGAAAACGUUUCUUGAAGAAAAGCUGCUUUCUGUCGAGACGAAGUAUACUGAGUUAGAAGUAACAUACCAGCGUAUUAUGAAAGAGAAAAAAGAAAUCUUUGAUGAACAACAAGAGAAAAGUGAGGAGUUAUUUCGAGUUCAGAGAUUACUGGAUGAAAAGACGAGAGAAUUGGAUUACUUGCAAGGGCAGCUGAAUGAUCGCAGCAAUAGUACAAUGUUAGAAACGAAUCGUUUGCGAGAUGAACUAGAGGAAGCUCUUGAGAGGCUACAUAAGAGUGAAUCUGAAUUAUCGGCUAAAACUUUCGAGUAUGACCGUGCAGUUGAUGAACAUCAACGAAUAGUGUUUGAGAAAGAAAGCCUCAUCAGCGAUGUUAAUGCUCAAAUAAGUUCUCUUGAUUUUGAAGUGUCCACCUUGAAGAGAGAGCUGGUGUACACCCGGGACGACAAGGACAGCUGGGACGAGGAAAGGAAGAAUUACAGAGAAGAAGCCGUCAAAUUGAGGAAAGAAAAAUCACGCGCCGAAGAAGAACUUCGUCUAAUUAAAGAUGAUUAUGAGAAUAUCAAGGAAAUGAUCUCCGUCAUGAAGGCAGAAAAGGGCCAUUGCGAAGAGGAGAAUGGUAGACUCAAAGAGGAAUUACGAGUGGCAAAUCUUGAGAUUGAUCGCCUGAAACGAGAGAUGUCAAUGAGUAAAUACGAGUAUGAUUCCUUCGAAAGUGAAAAGAGUAGCUUUAAGGAAGAAAUUACCACCCUCAAAGUUAGCAAAUCUGAAAUUCAAGAGGAACUUUGGCGAGUAAAACGCGAACUUGAGAAAUUAGAACGGGAGGCUGGCAUGAGAGUACGAGAUCUGGAGGCAUGGAAAAGAGAGAAAUCGACCCUACAAGACGAAAUCAAGACUUUGCAAAGUGAAAAGAUUAGUCUUACUGAGGAAAAUAGAGAACUGACACGAGAAAUAGAAAGACUGAUGGGUGAAAUAGCGUCAAAAUCUGAGGUAACAGAGGAUGUAGGAAAAGUGAGGCGGGAAAGAGAGGAGCUGUAUUACGAAUACACAUUGAUCAAAGAGAAAUACACGAAGAUUGAAGAGGAACGCAGGAUCUUUCUGAUCGAGAAACAAACCUUGGUCCAGGAGAAACAGAGUCUGGAAUUUGAUCUCAAUGACUGUAGAAACAAGUUGCAAAGGUUUGAAAAAUCUAACAGUAACUUAAAAGAGGAGAAACUUCGUUUGGAAUACGAAUUGAAAACGGCUAAGGAGCGGCUUUUGAUCGUCGAACGUGAGUUCGAUUCCAGGGCAAUGGAAAAACAGAAAAUCUCUGAGGAAGUCAGCAGCACUCGUUUUGAAAUCAGAAAAAUGGAAAUUGACUUGCAAAAGGCUCUAAGAAAACUGGACGAUGCAAAUAACGAUGUCAACGCCAAACAAGGUCGACUUGAGAGGCUGGAAGGAGAACUUGAAGAUCAGCGACGAGAGUCCAAGUUACAUGAGCUGGACCGAGAGCGCAAGGCCAAUCAGGUUAAAAACUUGCAAGACCGGAUUGACGAGCUCGAGCGCGAGAUUCAGACCCUGCAAGAUGACUUGAUUCUAAGCCACCGAGCAUACGAGCAGUGUAAGAGACAACUAGAAGACUUUGAAUUGUCCGCUGACCCAACAGAAACAUCCACACUUCGUGUCGAUGUCAUAGAAAGACCUCAGCAAACAACCACUCUGGAUAUCAAUGUGAAACCACAAGUUACGACACUAGACAUCAAUGUGGAACCACAGAGGACAUUUGAAUACAGCUUUACACCACAAACAGAUGAGUGGUACGUAACUCCGCAAACAAUAAUUGACCACAACUCUGCGCCACAGACCUCAAGGACUCAAUUUUACACCAGACCACAUAGAACUUCGGAAUACAGUUUUACCCCACAGACUACUACAAAAGAACUCGAAAUAACAACACAAACAACUACACUCGACAUCGAUGUCCAAGAGCGUCACGAAACGACUGAACUAGAAAUUGAUAUUGAACAAGAAACGAAAAACGCAUCAAGGGCAUCAUGGUCCACAGGACGUGCGUCAUCUUUUCAGGUGUUCAGGGACCAGAAGUAUGGACCCGUGGAGUUCGCUCUCGAUGAAGAGGAGGACGGGGAAUAUGAGAUUGCACAGAUCGAAAGCAGGAGGGACCCAAGAAGAAGAUGGAAUCCCCGGCAUUUGACGCUGGAAUAUUUUCGACAAAUUGACUACAUGGCGAAUUACGCACAAGAAAAAGAAAAAAUCCACGAACAGCUCGAACUAGCCAAGGAAACACUGAACAAAUUGAGGGCGCUUACUGAUCCGAAAAGCGACUCGGAGAGUUUUCAUAGUGUACCGAACGGUGGUGAAUCAUCCGCAAUGAACGAACAAAAUGGAUGGGAUGUUUGCCGAGAGCUCACCCAAGACAGCGACGAAGGAGCAAGCUCUGGAGUAGGAAUGGAAUCGCCAAAUUUGGAUCUAAGCCCACAUGAAAGUACAACUUUUGUAGACGAUGAUAAAUCACGAGUGGCGCCUGAUAGUCUGGUGAGAGUACUGGGUCUACAGGUAUCGAAAUUGGAGGACGAUUUAAAAAUAUCUCUGUUGUCCUAUUUUGAGCAAAUGGAAGCCCAGAAAGAGGAUUUAAUCUCUAGCUUUGAAAUAAUGCACGCGCAGCUUUUAAGGCAUAAUGAAUCUUGUCAGCAACACCGUGACGAAGAAGCGGAGAAGGACAAUUUGAUCGAGCGGCUGAAAGCUGCUAAACAAGCACUUGAACCGGAUGUGGAGAAAUUAAAGCGAGAAAAUAUGCUGCUGAAAACAACGGGAAAUUCGCGCCCACGUGAAAAUGGGAUCCGUGGUUAUCGAAUAAAACCUGGUUAUGUUGAACAUGACGACCUCAGCGAAACGCUCAUGAAAGAAAAUUCCCGUUUGAGGGAAAUCCUUCGUAAAUACGAAUCAAACGAUUAUGCUAGACUCGAAAGAAAAGUCGCUCUUCAGGAAAAGCUUUGCGAGUCUUAUAACAAAGACAUGAGCUCUAAAGAUAAAAAGCUUAAGCGCUUGGAAGCUGAAAACAAAGGUCUGCAAGAGGAUGUAAAGAGCUUGCAAGAGGAAGUUUUGAGGGUGAAUGCAACACGAUUGAAUUCAGAGCACGAUAAAACAAGAUUACAGCAAGAAUUACAGUUUAGCGAGGAGCAAAUAAACACUUUGAGAGAAAAACUGAGUAGCUCUGAGCAAGAGAGUAGAUAUUUACAGCAUUGUAUAAGCGACGCAAAUUCUCAAGCAAAUGUUUCUGGCGAUAACUUGUCUGAAUUGGAGAAAGACAUUUUGGUACUACGCGAGAAGUGCGAAAGUUAUAGAGAUAAGUUGAACGACAAAGAACGAUUCCUUGAAUCUGUGUGCAAAGAAAAACAAGGGCUUAUCAAAGCGAUGGAAGAGUUGAAAAGAGAACUGGCCGCUGUUCGAGGCGAGGAGCGAUCACUGAAGAUAGAAAACGAGAGAUUACAGAAGGAAAACGCCGAUAGUGAAAUUGAUCGUUUGAGUUCUGAAACUACGACUGAGGCCCAAGGAAGUACAAUUUCUAAAAUGAAGCAACAUCUACACGAAUUGCGGAGUAAGGUUGAUGAAUUGGAACAGCAAAAGAGACAACACAAUGACAGAGAAGCAGAGUUAAGUCAGGGUGUUCUCGCGAACUUAGAAAAAUACACCCAAGUUGAGCAACAGUUGUAUCUUGCUAAGAAAGAACUCGCACAAAUGCGCGGAUUUUACGAGUCCAGCGAGGAAAAGAAGAUAGAUUUACAAGCAGAGGCUCAGACUUGUAAAGAAAGAAUUUCAAUUUUAGAAAGAAAGCUACAAUCUAAGAAAAUGGGCGAAGAAGACGAGCAACGAGUUAGCGAUGUUGAAAAGAACGUGCAAGAACUGAACUCGGAAAAUCAACGAUUGAAAGAAGAUUACGAAACAAGUAAGACGGAAAUUGAGGAGUUGGAAGAAGCAUUGCAAAGCGCACGCGAGCAGAAUUCUUUGCAAAGAAUGAGAUUAGACGCUCAUGAAACUCUCAUGAAAAGGAAAGAUGAAAGAAUCAAAGAACUACAGAAUGACCUUUUAGAGCUUCACAACCAAAUGGAUACCUUAACUGAUGAAAUCCUCAAGAAGAACCGUGAGCAGGAAGGUUUACGAAUGGCGAAGAUGUUGCUGGACCAAGAAUUAGACCUACUGAGAUCUGGAAAAUUACCGGUGCGAUCACUUCAGAAAGAAAGUGCUGCUAAAGAUUCCUGGUCAUUUCACCACACAGCGGGUCCGGCAAGUCCAGAUAGCGGGUUUUCAGACAUGGAGAGAGACAAAGCCAUUGACAAAAUGAGAAGAGAAAUUCUCAUCCAAAACAAAUUUCACCCUCAACAGCCCCCUUUGUUCGAGGAAAAUGUGGCAACAAACGAGGACAGUAAAACAAAAGCGGCUCUUGCACUAGAAACUCGCAGGCUAAAAGAAACCGAGAAGCGAUUGGCGGACGUCAUUGCUGAGAACGAAGAGCUUAAAGAUCGUGAUGAAGAAGCAAGGAGCAUGCAACUUCAAAUCGACUCGGAGCUUCGUAAGAUGAUGGAAGAAAACAACGACUUGAAAGAAAAGGAGAAGUUACUCACGCAAGCAUUGAAAGAAAACCACAGCAUUAAAUCACAGAUGGAAAAUUGCGUGGAACAAAUUAAUCCACAAAUGGAGAACGAUAUUUUUCUUUUUGUCGACGAGCCGAUAGAAACAGCCAUUUUGCAACCUGUUGUAGAAGCAAGUCUAGAGAACAGCAUGGAAUGUUCGGAAUAUGUACCUGAUGGAACACUUGUGGAUUUUUCCGAUGAACAAGAUGGUCCUUCUAUGAAACCUGUUAUCGAAGGCGCUGAUGUAAUUCAAACCAAAGAAAGAGAGCUGGAACGUAAAGUUCGUGAUUAUGAAACAAGUCUGGCCAAGAUGGCUAAAGAGAACGUCCGACUGUUGUCAGAAUUAUCAAAAACUCAAGAUGACCUAAAAACUAUGGAAGAAAAUUGUAACUCAGCUCAGGAAAACAAAAACAAUCUUCAAAAAAUAAUGCAAGAAGAACUCUUUGCAAAAGAUGAAGAAGUUGCCAGGUUACAGAAAGAGCUGUCCACGUUAUGCGAGGAACGAGAGGGUCUAAAAUCCUCUGUAAAUAGCUCCAAGGAAACAGGUCUUCACGUAGAAGAAGAGUUGUUAAGAGCUCAGACUAUUAUUCUGGAUUUUGAAAGACAACAAGGGCUUUCACGUGAGAGAGAACAAUCUCUGCAAGAACUACUUCAUAAAUCAGAAGAGAGCAAUGCGAGUUUGCAGGUACAACUGAGUGACGCGCAGAAACAGUGCCGACAUUCCCAACAAGAUGCCCAAAAGUUGCAGCAACAGAUUCUUCAUUUGCAACAAGGUUCUGUAGAAUUGGAACAAGAGGUUAGUGAUUUGCGAAAAAUGCUCUCUGAGGUAACAGAGAAGAAGAGGGCUGUAUCUGAACAGCUCGAGAAAUGCUCCGAUGCUCAGGAGAAGCUGCAAAGAGCACAAGAAAUUAUACUGGAACUGGAGAGACAACAGGAAAUUUCACGCGACACAGAAGUAUCUCUUAAAGCACAUCUAAACCAGUCGGAAGAGAGCUAUGCCAAUUUGCAAGUUCAGGUGGGCGAGAAAGGAAGGGAGUACCAGAAUAUGGAACAAGAAACGGUAGUGUUACAACAAGAAAUUGCCCUUCUUCAGGAAGGUUCUGCAGAACUGGAACGGGAAGUGAGUGAAUUGCGAGAAAAGGUAGCAGAAGGAGAAGAGAAUAAACAAAAAGCUUCUGAGAGUUCGAGAGAUUUGCAAAAACAAAAUGAAAACUUGCGAGAACAACUGCUUAAGGCGAACAACAGUUUAGAAACUUCAGAACAGGAAAAUAGAGAUGCGCUUUUAGAGCUGAAAGCAGAUAUCAGAGAGAAGGAAAAUCAGAUUGAGCAACUUCAAGACGAGUUAAAUCUCUUUGAACAACAAUAUAAUGAAAUUAGGUCGUUAUCGAGCAACAAUCAAACCGAGAUUUCUGAUCUUCGUGCGGGACUUAUUGAAACCAAAGAGCAAUUUUACACGGUUUCACAAGAAAAAGGAAGACUUCUCCAUAGUGUGAAAGAUUUGGAGCACACCAUUGCAGAACAAGACCAAAUGAUCCAAGCUUUGGAGUUGGAGAGGAAAGAAAAUAAAAAGAUCAUGUAUGAGAAAGAGAACAAAGUGGAAGAUCUUGUUGAUAAGCUUGAAGAUUGUGAAAGUGAGAAUAGUAAGUUAGAGGCAGAAAACCAACGUUUGAGAGAAAAGGUAGAAGAAGCCGCAGAAACCCAACGGGAAUUAGAACGAUUACUGGCGGAGUGUAAAGAAGAAACGCGAGAAUUUGAGCAGCAACUAUCAGCAGCUCAUGAAAGCAUAACAGAUUUGGAAACAGCUUUCGAGAGAGGUGAAGACAAAAAUGCACAAAUCGGAGAAAACUUACGCGAGGCCAAAGAAAGAGUUGCAAAACUUGAAAAUCAGCUGGAUGAGUCGCUAAAAGAGCGUAGAGCGUUCGAACGAGAUUACAGUGACGCAGAGAAGGACCUCGAAAAAGCACACGCGUCUUUGGAUUCAAACAAGGAAAAGAUUGCAGGUUUGGAGAAAAAAUUGAGAACAGCAGAAGAGAGUAUUGCAGAGCUUGAACUGGCCAGGGAUAAUGGAUUAUCAAACGAACAGUACCUACAGCAAAAGUUUGCAAAUGCAAAGGAGAAAAUUGACAAAACCGAAGCAGAGAACAAUGACUUAAAGGAGAGACUCACAAAAAUGGAGAAAAAAUUCAACGAUUCACUUUCCAAACAACAAGGACUUGCAGACAAGAAAGAAGAACUGGAGAAGAUAAAUAGUGAAAUUUGUCAUGAGCUUGAGUACGAAAGAGAACGACGUUUAGCUUUGAAACAAAAACUCGAAACCCGAGAUAGAGACAAUGAAGUUAUUCAAAGAAAAGUGAUUUUGUUGGAGAAGAGUAAAGCCGAGAAUGAGGAUAUUCAGCUAAGAGACAUGGAAGAAAAAACCAAGUUGCGCGAAGAAUUAGCACGGACUAAAAAGCUCUUAUCCGAGUUAGAAGCAACUGGAGAACAUCAAGAGGAAAACAUCAACGAAAUGGAAGAUUCGUUAAGAGAAAUGCGAGGGAAAAUCGCUUCUCUUGAGCAGAAGCUGGAAGAUGCUACACGAGAUAAUGCAGACUUACAUGGUGAACUUGAAGAACUCAACCGUAAAUUGAAAUACGCGAAGGAAGAGAACGUAGAGUUGGAGAAACGGUUGCAGAAACAGAAAGAAAUCAGUGAUGAAUUUAGGAAUAAUUUAGCAGAACGUGAGGAGAGCGCUCUGAACUCAAACUACAACCGCGACGCAGCCGAACGUGCCCUGCAGUCUGUGAAGAAGGAUCUCGCGCGCAAAGACACCAAGUUGAAAAUGCAGAAAGAACACAUUGAUGACUUGGAGAAUGAGUCUGACAAAAUCGGUAAGAAACUCAGGGAAACUGAGUCGUCCUACAAGAAAGUAACUAACGAGAAUGAAAGGCUUGCAAAAGAAUUGGCCGACAUUAAAGGCAAGCUAGCAAAGCUGGAGGCAAUGUAUAAAGAGAAAGCAAACCUUCCGACGGAUUCCGAAGUUGCAGUCGUAAGAGUCUCGGAAUUGCAGUCAGAUCCCGAGAGAGCUGAUAAAUUAAUUCGAGACUGGUCUGACAAAUUAAGCACCGCUCAAAUCAAAGUAACCGACUUGGAAAACGAACUUCUAAGAGAUAUAAAGAAACACGAAAUAAGGGUCCAGAGGACAACACCAGGAGCCAGGGAUUGGAGGAGAAGAAGCGUUGAUAAUUUGUCGGAGUACAGAAGGCCGAGCAGAGCACGACAGCGACCGAACAGGAGCCGAGACAGCUCCGUCGAAUCACUUCGAUCAACUCAGUCCAUGUUCGACUUUUUCGACGAAAGUAGUGUACUAAAUGACGACAGAGCACCCAGUAAUUUAUCAAGGGAGUCAGAUAAUGAAAGUACGAUUGGUAUCCCUGUUGUGAAUGUAAUUCCCUACGACACUGUUACAGCUGAGAAGGUAAACAUAAACUCUUCCAAACAAGGAAGUGCAGAGAAAGUGGAAGAUAAGAACAGGGAAGUCUCUGGUGUUCAAAUUAAUAAACAAGCCAGGGAGGAAAUCCCCGAUACUCCAGCUACCGAGGACAUUGUAGACAAUAUAGAGCCACAUAUUGAUUUUACGUCACCAGUUGUCCUCCAAAAUUCGCCCGGAGAGCAAACCGUGACAGCUUCACCGGAGAUGACAGAAGAUCUGUUCGUUAUCAGUCAAGAUUUACCAGAUUUUCACAUCGAUUACGGCCACCCUGACGUCACUGAAUCGCCAAGUGAAAACCACACUGUACAAGACCUCGCAGACGAUCUGAUUGAUGGAAAUGACUUUUACAUUGACUACCAACAAGCCCCAGUCAAUGAGUCCCCACCAGGCAGAGCAAUUUCGACACCUACGGCCAAUGGUGUCCUUGAUUUUGGAAUAGAUGAUACUUUUACCUCGCAGAUCGACAAUGAGCAGCCACAAGAAUACCCACAACCACUUUUGAUUGAACCACCUUCAGAUGAUCUGUUUCAGUUUGAGUCCCAGACCUCCUACACCUCAACCCUGACAAAUGUAACAGACCUCACUUUACGAUCACCAACCCCCCCUGUACUUUCCGAGCAAACACUGCUGGUGUCGUUUGAUCCGUUAGAUCUCCCAGAGUCUCAGACUCAACAAAAGAACAAUCAAGAAAUCCUUGAUCCCUUCGAGGAGCUGAUGAAAAUGGGGGAAAACCAACUAAAUGUCGACGGCAAAGAAACUGACAUAAAUGACGUUAUCGACGUCACAGAUGACUUUAAAAGCGAGGAUGUGGACGUCACGAAGAGCGAUGACGUAGAUGUUGUCGAUGUUGUGGACGCCACUUACGCUAAACCAAGCAACAGCUCCUACGCCGAUCACAACACGCUGGGUGACGUCAUUAACUCGCCGAAAGAAUCCGCCCCUGGCCCUUUCAACUUCAUAGACACAAAGGUUGACUCAGGGCAUGCAAUCAACUUACCGAUUAGAAGUGGCGAUAUCAAUCACGUGACAGCCGCUGAGGGUAACCUCGCCAACUCUCUAGAAAUAACUGAACCAGAACCAGUCCCAGUCUCUCGACCAAGAAAAAUUAAAGACAAAUUGAAACCUGUACUGUUUCCACGAGGGAGCAAGAAGCAGAAAAAAGAGGCAGCAGAAACUCCUCCGUACAGUGUUAUGAUUAUGGUAGACGAUGUAAUUGUUCCAGCGGCUCCAGACAAAAAUUUAAGCUCUACUCGUGAGGAAAAGAAGAAGAAGAAGAAGAAGCAAAAGGCUGAGGCAAUCAAUAUCGAGCAGGGGGAAGAGAUUUUUAAAUCGCCAAGUGAAAUAAGGAGAGAGUUGGAAGAGGCCAGUAAAGGAGCCCAGGUAACACAAACUACAGCUAAACAAAAUGAACGAAAACAGAAGCAAAAAGUUACAGUUACUGAAAGCAAGUCUAACCAGUACUACAUUGAGGAGAAAGAGAAAGAAAAUGAAAGAGAAAAGAAUGAAGUUGAAGAUCAGGAUGAGACAAUGGGAAAAGGAAGGCUUCAGAAAUUAAUUGCAGCUUUUGAUAGGAAAUAGAAUUUAAUUUUUUUAAUAUAUCUAAAAUUUGUAACAACUUAAGAUAGAAAUUUUUGUCUAUAUGGAAUGAAAGUACAUUUGGCCAGCUUGCCCUAGUAGAAAUUUUAUAUAAUAAUUUAUGCAAUAUAAAAUCUAUCAACUGCAUCAAACAAUAAUUAGUAUUGUUCUAUUAAUUGAUAAAUUGUAAUGUUAGAAUUAUCCUUAAAUACUUAUAACCUUAACAUAAUUUAUGAAUGAAAAUUAUCUUUGCGAAAAAAAAAGGUCAUGGCAAUUUAAAAUUCUAUAAAAAAGAAAA
Messenger RNA from Stylophora pistillata, 22126 nucleotides. RefSeq lists its product as uncharacterized. NCBI's taxonomy places the organism in Eukaryota, Metazoa, Cnidaria, Anthozoa, Scleractinia, Pocilloporidae. The record is from RefSeq and is a predicted model, not a curated record. Gene Ontology annotation, cellular component: cytoskeleton.